AUGGUCUCUACGCGACACCAUCCCCGCGAAUUUACUUCCCCUGAGGCCGGGAAAGAGCUGACCAAGUUACCUCCAACCAGCGCCAAUUCGCGAAAAUGGACACAUACGCCCACCGCGGCGCUGACAAUCUGGCUCAUCGUUUCAGUUCCCUUGGUCAUAUGGGACACAGGCUAUGUCUUGUUGCGACCGUAUAGCAUGCCCGGUGGAAGUCUGCACUCACCUAUCUGGACGCCGUACGCACUGUACGGAAAGGUCGACUAUAUUUACGGCUGGCCCGCCUUCAAUGCGCAUAAUGGGUUCACAGCUGCGCAGACUACCCUCAACAUCUUCGAGACUAUCGGUUAUAUCUACUACCUCUGGAUUGUUUAUCGCUAUGGAUCGACAGUUGGGAGAGGUGGAUCGCAGAAGAUCUCCAAAGGAUUCACCUGGUUGCUGAAGGGGGACAAGGUGGUGGCUGGGCGCAUUGGUGCGACCGCGCUUCUAGUCGCCUACACCGCGUCUGUCAUGACCCUGAGCAAGACUAUCCUUUACUGGCUCAACGAGAGCUUCUCCGGCUUCGAGAAUAUCGGUCACAACGAACCGCUCACUCUCUUCCUCUACUGGAUCCUCCCUAAUGGGAUGUGGCUCGUGUUUCCCAGCUACAAUAUCUAUAUUCUCGGGGGCGAGAUUUUGAACUCGCUUGAACUCGCAACACCGCGCCAGAAGGUCGGACGCCCAAAAUCCACGUAG
Messenger RNA from Penicillium expansum, 729 nucleotides. RefSeq lists its product as uncharacterized. NCBI's taxonomy places the organism in Eukaryota, Fungi, Ascomycota, Eurotiomycetes, Eurotiales, Aspergillaceae. The transcript is spliced from 3 exons. The record is from RefSeq and is a predicted model, not a curated record. Bases 1 to 729 code for a protein of 242 amino acids.